GCAGUAUUUUCGAAAAUGUACACGAUCUUUGUGGAACUAGUUUACCACGCGGAUGGAUAUAUGUGCGCUUCUCACGAUCACAACCAAAACAAACAGCGAGCGACUGCACUCGCCGAGCGAGUUUCACUGAAGAAGGUCGCCAGACUGUGCGCUAGCCGGACACAUUACAAUUUCAAAAUGCCUAGCAAAGACGAGCUGUGUUUCCUAUCUGAGGCAAAGGCAACUACCACGCAAGAUUUUUUAUCGAGAGACAUUGAUGAUUUAGUGUUAGAAAUUAAGGAAAACUUGAGAUUAAAAUCUCGACCGGCACACUUAAGUAGCGGGAAGGCAAGGACCCGAGCGUCUCCAUACAGUGUCCCUUCCCGGACUGAGAGCAAAUGUGGGUGUUGUGAUGGCCGUCGUUGUAUUCGUCGGGGGCUUGCAGCGAGAAGAAGUUCCGACGAUCCAUACGAAGCGCUACAAGAAUUAUUGAAGGAUGGUGACCUUAUUAAGGAGGCGGUCCGGAGGCUGCAGCUUGGACUCUCUCCUAAACAGCGGGUGUAUUACGACUCUGACGAUGAGCUCAGAACACCGCCUUACCCCUUUGACCAUAUAGAAGUUUGAUUGAGUCUAAUUUCUAGUGCUGCCCCGUCUCCCCCGUCUUUGGACCACGUAGGCGUGUACCAGCCAUCACAGUGUGUUACCAAUAACGCCAAGUCUCUCGUGUGAUCUUGUGUGGAAUGCCUCUCGAGAAGCCGGAUCCUGCUGUGGUCGUGAAUUGAGCAAGCUUAGUGCUGUUCACGCCAACCCAACAACGUCACGCUACACCUGACGAUGGAGUACUGUGGUGUCUGUGGUCCUAUCCAACCAUUAUCUAGUGAGAGCUCAGCCUAACUCUCGCAUGUACUGCUGCCGUUCUGUCUAUCCCAGGACCAUCUCCACUACAAAGGAAUUUAGUACAAAAGAGCUUGAUAUGUAUUAAAUUAGUGAUUCCUAUACGGUACGUGUGAGUGUUUCAACUUGUCCAUCGAACGCAUUCUUCAUGACCCGAAUGCUUCCCGUCCAAAGCGCAGAAAUACUCUUUGUCAACAGUAGAAAGCCUAGUUGAUUUAAGUGUGUGUGACGGUAUCAGUUCUCCACGGUGAAGGAAGAAGUCGCAGCAGUUUUAAACCAGCAAUAGGAAGUAGUGGCGACCACAACAGUGUGUACUACUGUAACAGAUACCCGGCUUCCCUGGAGGUCUCACGUCAGGGAUGGAGCAGAAGCUGGUUGUGGUGACCAAAUGUACGGGGGUUACCGUUAACUUACAAGUUCUCUGAUCUCAGUGUGUGCUUGUCAAUAGACGGAUCUGAUGCUAUUUUCCCGAACAUUAGUAUUUUAACUUCUAAAUAAACCUUGAAGUUAGUGUGAUCAAAACUGUGCGGUGUUAGUAGCUAUAGGAGAAAAAAAAAGACCUCAACAAAUUGUUCGUUUCCGAUGCCGUGGUAUAAGGUGUUAAUUACUAAUUUACAUUCAUAUGAAAGUGCAUUUAAAUGGAAAAGUAAAGUAAAUGCCAAGUUGUAUUUCAAAUCUUGUAAAAGUGCAUUGACCAUUUUUUGUGAAAUCGUCAAUUAUGAUUUGCAUUGGAAUAGUUUUAUUUAUUAUGGAUUGAUGUCAGAUACGAACGAAAAAUUGAGUAUACAAAGUUCCACUGCUAGUACAAAUAUCCCCACUUUACUGUUUCAGAGCUCAGGUUUCGGUUACUGUUUCUUUUAAGUUUACUGUUUACAUCACAUUGUAAUGUUAGUCUUUGUGGUACAAAAUCAAACCACUAAAGUACCUAACUGAAUAUUGCUCAUAUUGUUCUCCCAACACUGUUGUAAGGGGGCACUGUUAUAUAAUGCAUUUGUGUGGGCUGUGCAAGCUGGCAGCGAUUGUCAAUAACUUAGGCUAGUGAAAUCUACAAGUGGAUGGUAUGUUAGAGGCGGUCAUGACUUCCCUCAGAAGUGUGACUCGACGUGGCCAAGAUCAAUAGCUGUACAGUCAGCUUGCUAAAGGAACAACGCUCACCCCACACACUCGUGCUCCUGACGUUGUUAGGGCGGCCUCGUUGUCAUGGAAGCUCAUUGUAUAAUAACAAUGCAUUGUACCCAUUAUUGCAAUAGUACCCCCACUUCAGGAACUACAUUGUAUUACGUUUUCUAAAUACUUGUUCUAAUUUUCAUUGUAUUUAUUGUAUGUAAACUUGAGCUCAGAUUUUGGAACUUCAGCUGUAUGUAGUGAAUCCCAGUUUGUACAAAUAAUUUGUCAAUUCCAUCGACAAAUGGGAGUAUUUUGUGAAUGAAUGUAACGACAUAAGUCAUUGUUGGUCUGAAUGAUCUUCCUCAAUGUUAUAGAUACACGUGUAGUCACUCUUCAUAUUCUGUUAUCCUGAAUUAAAUGUGAUAUGUAUUUAUUAAGUCACCUUUUGAAAUAUGUUUACCUAGUGUACAUAGGCACUGUUAAAACGCUUAGGUCAUUGUACAUAACUCACAUCUAGAUCAUUGUCUAAAAGUGCAUGUUUUAGUGCAUUUAAACAACAUAGUUUCUGUAACUGAAAAGACACUGAUGUGUAUUUGUAAUAAACAGACAAAGUGUA
Messenger RNA from Procambarus clarkii (red swamp crayfish), 2596 nucleotides. The record is from RefSeq and is a predicted model, not a curated record. NCBI's taxonomy places the organism in Eukaryota, Metazoa, Arthropoda, Malacostraca, Decapoda, Cambaridae.